AUGUUAUAAAACAUUACCGUUUCAAUAUAACAAUUAGAAAAUACUCAUACACAAUAGAUGGCCAUAGCAUAUAUGUUAAUUGCCUACCUUUUUCAUGCUAUUUAAGCUACUUUUUAUAAAUGUGCUCAUUCUACUAUAGUACCCUAAUUUAUGUUUGUGACUUCAUUUAUUUCAUUUAUUGUUCUCUAUUUUGUCUAACUUAAUUAAAACAUGUAUCCAAAAGAAUAGAUGCCUCAUAUUAUUAAAUCUUAAGCAUUGAUUGGAAUUGGAACAUUAUUCUAUUUUUAUGGAGUUAACUUUAUAUCUUUAUCAGAAGCUGUUAUUUUAUUUUGUACAAAUUCUAUUUGGAGUUAGAUUAUGGUAAGUAUUAUGAAUAAAGAAAGAAUUACUAAAUCAAGACUUUUCAAUUCAAUUUUAUGUAUAAUUGGAGUUACUUUAAUUGCCAAUCCUUCAAUCUAAUCUUAAGAUCCACUCUAACAUGUUAUAGGAUGUGUUAGUAUCUUAAUUUGUAGUAUUGUUCAAUCCUAUGCCUUUAUUAUUAUGAAAUAAAUUGGAACUAAAAUACCAUCAUCUGUUACUGUUACUUAUUUUCAUUUUAUUAUGCUUAUACUUUCAAGCUUAUAACAAUAAUUUAUAGCUCAAUUUGAAUAUUUUGAUAAUUACUUUUUCUUCUCUUUAGGAUUCAGUAUAUUUACCCUAUUAGCAUAAGUGAUCAAAUUUAGAGCUUAAACUAUGGUUACUUAUGAUAAGAUUUGUAAUUAUUCCUAUUCUCAAAUGAUUUAUAUUAUCAUUAUUGACUAUUUUGUUUUUCGAUCUAUAUUGACUAUUUAUGGUUUUAUUGGAGCUCUAUUUAUAAUAUCUGGAGUUUAUAAACAAUUAAUUGAAGAUAAAAAAAAUAAAUGA
Paramecium sonneborni is the source of this 903-nucleotide messenger RNA. The record is from the annotation of a GenBank genome assembly. Lineage: Eukaryota; Ciliophora; Oligohymenophorea; Peniculida; Parameciidae.